ACACCUUUGAAAAACAUUCACUCCCUAAUCAAAACUUACUUUCGAGUGUCAAAAUUUAAACACUAGAAUACGAACAAGAGCGGGCAUGGAAACGAACUGAGGGCCACGAGUGGCUAGACUGAGGAUAAUGGAAGCACAUUUUGAGGUGAGAAAUAAUCAGAUUGACAGCUGUAGAAUAGGCCCAAGAACAGUACCAGUUACGUUUAUAUCUGGGAGUUCUGCGUGCGAAGACCAUCUUGAGAGGUAUAUCUGACACUUGGGCCACAUAAUCAGAACGAGGUCUACUCUUUCUUCCACCCACUUCGUCUCAGCCAGAAUCGUUCCGUUUGUAGAUUCCUUAGUUGAGUUAUCUAGCUCGACUUUGACAGCUCCAUUUCACAUUGUACCACGCACGAGUUCUGUUGAUUGGUCAUGUGCCGAGGCCGCUUUGGAGACUUUAGGAAACUGCCAUGCUUUCCUGCUCUUAAAGGUGAGGACUUCUUCCAAUUUUCAAGAGCUAUAAGCCUUGGACGAAUUCUGCUAGAGAUCCGCAAAUGGAUGUGGAAUUUCGGGCGGGCAAAAGACAUGCAUAAUACAGAACGAACACUACGACACACAUUCUGCAAGCACCGAAUCAUUCUUGCGAAUUGCUCUUCCGCAGGCCGACAAGUGCCGUCUUGACUCAUUUGUUACCGCGUACCCAGGUCCAGUAAACACCGUAAAGUGUUGCGCAUCAAGGCUCCACCACUGACAUCAUGGGCCCGUUGAACUAAUUUCCUUUCACCGCUGACCUCAUGCGCCUCGUUGAACUCUUUCUUAUUCGACAAUCACAACGAUCUAUACUUCUCGAACGGCUUGCUGUCGUAUCACUCUCAAGCCCAGCUUCAGUUCAUCGGUACGAAAGUCGAACAGAGGAACUAAAACAACCGGAAGCAAUCAUCAAAGAAUCACAUGAGGCCAAACCAACUAAAAUAACGGAGAAAUAACCAGCCGAAAGCAAGAAAGCGAUGGAACCGUAUGUACUGCGGAGGAGCAAGAGCGUGCGCAAAUGCGGGCUAAAAACCGCAGGAGCUUUGACGAAUACGCAGGGUUUGUCCACACGUCCACGAGUCUGGUAGUCUUCCAUGGACUCGGUGGAAACAGAAUCCCGAGAAGCAGCAGCGGAAGUGAGAUCGGACCAACCGCGACAGGUGAGUUUCAAGAACUUACUCGAAGGCGGGGAAAACGAAAUUUAUCAGGAAACUUAUGGAGGAAGAUACAGACAUGAGAGCAAAAGCAGAUGCUGUAGGUGCCGGAUCGGAAGACACCUGCACAUUUUGUCUCGAGCUGGUCGCACGAAAGAGGCCAGUUUGACUGACGCAAGAAAACAAAACACGAGAUCGUUUACUUCAACGCGAAGACUUCUUGUUCGCCCAUAAAGAAACCGGGCAGAGGAACCGCAAACGAGAGCGGGACGGCGAAUAGAGAAUGCAAUUCGGAGGAGGAGGAGGCGAGAAAAGGUGCCGCCGAAGAAGUCAUUACAAGUAGAACAAAAGAGGGGAAUGACAAUAAAUGCAUUUCUUAUUGACAUUUGAAUGUUGCGGUUUCCGCUCGAGCGUCGACUCGCCUUACCCUUGCAAGCCUUCUUGUUCUUGUGGCGAGUUACCCCACGUUUCAGGUCAUUGGGCGAUGUCGUAAUAUCUGCAGAUAUUGCUUUGACUCCGCUGAAUGAGGUCGAGAGAAGUCUCUCGCUUGACCUCGAUUUGGACGUCUCGGCCGCCUCUGAACUACAGUACAGUAUAUGCACACUGUGACCUACUUAUCCAGAACAUGUGUUGGUUUACGUGGCACCGGUAGAAGCCGGUGAGCCUGUGAUGCUUUUGUCACCAAUUUUCCUGAUUAAUUUGACAGGAGGACAAAGAUUAGAGCAAUGUUACAACCUUGGUACAGCUGGGGAAUGAUGGGAUAAAUAAAUGGUGGAGGAGUGGAGUCUGUUUUUAUGAAGUAUUUGAUAGUACUGUAAUUGAAUUUGAUAGAUUGAAAGUUCGUCUGAGUAGUGUGUAUUUAGGGGUGAUUAUGGUUAUGUAUGUGCUCCACCUUGCAGUCAGAUAAUGG
Molecule: messenger RNA, 2073 nt
Organism: Marchantia polymorpha subsp. ruderalis
Lineage: Eukaryota; Viridiplantae; Streptophyta; Marchantiopsida; Marchantiales; Marchantiaceae
Source: the annotation of a GenBank genome assembly